Messenger RNA from Monosiga brevicollis MX1, 522 nucleotides. RefSeq lists its product as uncharacterized. NCBI's taxonomy places the organism in Eukaryota, Choanoflagellata, Craspedida, Salpingoecidae. Gene Ontology annotation, cellular component: nucleus; nucleoplasm. The annotation marks the transcript as partial. Gene Ontology annotation, molecular function: tRNA binding. Gene Ontology annotation, biological process: tRNA N1-guanine methylation. The record is from RefSeq and is a predicted model, not a curated record. The transcript has 7 exons.
AUUGUCAUUGACUGUGAUUUCGAGAGCUAUCACGUCGAAAAGGAUUUGAAAAAGUUGGCCAAACAAUUGCGAGCCUGUUACGCCGCGAAUCGGCACCGCCCGCACCCUUGCCAGCUGCACCUGACCUCAAUUGAUGGUACGCGGCGAUCAUUCAUCAGAGCCAGCGCGCAACGCGCACCGCUUGUGCAUCAUACACCCCAAGUCUACAACGAGCGGUUCUCUCCGGAGACGCUCGUCUAUCUCACCAGUGAUAGCCCCAACGUUCUUUCUGAUUUGGAUGAAACCAAGCAAUAUGUCAUUGGCGGAUUGGUCGAUCACAACAGCUACAAGGGUCUCACUUUGAAGCUUGCCAAUGAGCGAGGCAUUGCUCAUGCCCGUCUCCCCAUCUCCGAGUAUGUGUCGAUGGCUAGUCGACAAGUCUUGACAGUCAAUCACGUGUUUGAGAUUCUGGUGGAGUAUCUGGAUCACCGCGACUGGAAGAAGGCAUUCUUCUCCGUCAUCCCCGCCCGCAAGGUCAGUGUA